Callithrix jacchus (white-tufted-ear marmoset) is the source of this 2833-nucleotide messenger RNA. Lineage: Eukaryota; Metazoa; Chordata; Mammalia; Primates; Cebidae. The record is from RefSeq and is a predicted model, not a curated record.
CAGACACCUCCAGCAAUUGAGUGUCCUCUGAGACUUCCUUUAUGUCUUCCAACUAUUUGUUUUGUGGGACCUCUAGCACCUCCUCCAGCUGCACCUCCUAUGGGACCUUAUCUACCUCAUCCAGGUGUCUGUCCUGAGGAGCCUUGAACCUGGACAGUCCGUGGCUGAUGGUCUCUGUAGCUCACAGGUUGUGCUGGCCACACAGAGCUGUGUUCCAAGCUGUCCUGGAGCUGACGCUGGGCAAGGCCUGGACCCUAAAGGACCUGGUGGUCAGUGUGGCCUGCAGCAGUCAGGGCCCCACCAGGGAAGGCAAGAUCAAGAUCUACACUCCAGCUACCACCUACCUCCGGGUUUCCAUGGUGAUGGUCUUGGCACAGAGUCUCUUCCACAGCUGGAGCAAACUCGAGUCAGCCUGGAACACAGCAGUGGAGGGUGAGAUCCAUGCUGAGAACAGCUGGGGCCGUAAGAUCCUGCACUGUUGGUUGAAAGGCCCCCAGCAGGAGCUCAACCUAACAGCGGCCUAGAGGCCUCUGGAGCAGCCGUGGAAGACCCAGGUGUCACUGAUGGCUCUGGGGACCGCUGCCCAUGGCCAGCCUUGGGGCCUGCAGUUGGAAGGCGAGCUGGAGGAGCUGAGGCACCCCUUGCACCUGCCCAUCCCGCAGAGCCUCGUCCUGCUGGGGACCUUCACGGCUGACCAGCGACACCAGCGCUAUUCCCUGGAGACAAGGGUUGUCUUGAACGGCCAAGAGGGAACCCUGCAGACUGUCGUCCUGGGCUACCAGGCCAGACACCCCUAUGUCUGUGCAGGUCUGACGCAUCCAUAUGAUAGCACAGCCAUCCCCAGGAACACAGAGGGGUGCCUGGUUACUUGGAAUCAGCACAAGGCUAAGAAAAGGGAGGUUGAGGCCACUUUGAAAGUCAAGCGGAAAGUUGUACUGCACUUAAAGGGUUUGCAUCACGACAUAUCUCAGCGUGGGGAAAGCCGGCACAGCCUAGCCCUGGACUUGGCCCAUUCCUACCAGCUGAGCUUCCCCCAGGCCCUGAGCUUGGAUGGGGGCAUCAUCUUUAGACAGAGUCCUCCAGGAACGUUCAAUUUUGGCGUGGAUACUCGAGCUGCCAUCAACCACGUCACAUCCCAGGUCUCGGUCCAGCUGAACAGAUCGCACUCCAACUUUGCGUUUUUCUUCCAACUCAGACAUCCCCACAGACCAGCAUUUCCUCCAAACUUCCAGGUGCAGGCAGCUGCCAGGCACUACAGAGUGCGCAGCCUCAAUAGGUUUCUAUCUGUGCGAAUGUCUGGCUGGGAGCUGGUUCUGCUGGAGGUCGACGCCAGCCAGGACACUCGGAGGAGCGGCCGGGCUGGGGCGUGAGUGUCCUUCUCCACCAGGCUGUCUUCAGCGCCCCCAGGGCUGUUCGGCUGCAGCUGUUUGGAAAGAUCACCCCAGCAAGGUAACGGUCUCUAGGUGGCCUGCGACGAGGUGGGGAGACCAUAGAGGGCAAAAGGCACGUGUCUUGGGACAUGGGAAAUCCUCACUCAGAGGCCCCUCUCUGUCCCUCUGAAACCACACCCAAGUCAGCCCCAUCGGUGCCACUGAGGGCGUCAAAAGCAGGUGGCAUUCAGUUUUCCACUUUGACCCUUUCUUUCUUUUUUGUAUUGUUAUGAGAGCGUUGAUUGUAGAUGGCUUAAAGGAUGAUGUGUAAGGGCAGGGCACCAUGGGUCACACCCCAGGGCUUUGGGAGGCUGAGGCAGGAGGAUGGCUUGAGUUCAGGAGUUCCAGGGCAGCUUAUGCAAUACCACGAGACCCCAUCUCCACAAAAAAUUAAAAAAUAUAUUAGCCAGAUGUGGGGUGCACCUGUAGUCCCAGCUCCUCAUGAGGCUGAGGUGGGAAGAUUGUUUGAGCUCAGGAGUUCAAGAGCAGCCUGGACAACAUAGUGAGACCCCAUCUGUACAAAAUAUUUUUAAAAGCCAGAUGUGGUGGCAUGCACCUGUAAUCCCAGCUACUUGGGAGGCUGAGGUGAGAGGAUUGCUUGAGCUUCGGAGUUGGAGGCUGCAGUGAGCUAUGGUUGCACCAUUGCAGUCCAGCCUGGGCGGCAGAGUGAAAUGAGCCUGUUGCUAAAAUAGCAAUAAUAGUAAUAAUGUAAAAAUGAAUGAAACAAAAUCACUAGUGACCCAAAGAACGUGUGUCUCCCUCUGGUCUCACAUCUGAGUAUAUAUUUACAUACAGAUGUGUCCAGUAUGGUGGGGUCCAGGGUUGGCCACUUGGGUUCAGGUCCUGGCUCUGCCACUGCUGCCUCUGGGACCACUCUCCCUUCUGUGCCUCAGUUUCUCCCCCUGCUUCUUAGGGUGGAUGAACUGAGCGCUGCAUGUGAGUUCCAUGCCAGGGCCAGUGGGCAUGCUCAGUGGGUACCCUCUUUGCUGCAGGUGUCAAACGAAAUGCCAGACUUCCCUGCUACUGUCCUCUGGGUGCUCAGACAUGACGCCUGUGUGACCAGGGGCGGGGGGUCUUUUUCCCUAGCAAGCAAUUCUCUGGUGGACACUAACUGGUUGUCCUACAAAUUAACUGAGUUCUGACCCUGGAGGUGGCAUCAGCCCCCUCAGGUAAAGUGUGCAGACUGCCCACAAGCUUAGACACCAUUCCCCUCAGCCUUGCUAGUAGCCGGAUCUACAGGCUCGCCACCACACCUGGCUACAUUUUUGUACUAUUUUUGUAGGAACAGGAUCUUACUAUAUUGCCCAGGCUGGUCUUGAACUCCUGGCCUGAAGCAGUUUUUCUGCCUUAGCCUCCCAAUGUGCCGGGACUACAGGCAUGAGCCACCUUUUAGACAUCAUUAC